UGAUUGAAACUGUAGCAUGUAAUCAUAAUUCUAUCUAAUCAGAUUGCAAGCUACUAACAGAUGGUGAUGGGAAAAUAAGUAUGCAAUUAUUCUCUUUAGGUUAAGGGUAUUUUAGUAAUUUCAUUCGGAAACUAAUGGUAAAUAAGUUGUUUUGAAAUUGUUGUGCCACACAGUAAUUUCUUUUCUAAAGACUUAUCCUAUCUUUGAUCCUUUUGUGAUACCAUUAGUAUGUUUUCUUUUAAUCGUAUUUAGGCUAUGCGCAAGGAAUACUCUCAGGCAAGGUUCUUAUCAAUUGCUCAAGCUCAGUUUUUGCGUGCUCCUGAUGAGAUUAAAAUGUCUACCUCGCGAUUGCGCCUUAAGAAUACAGAGGAUGAGCCUAGCGCCAUUAAUGUCCUUACUAGAGAAGAUUUAAUUCCAACAAGCAUGCAGUUAUCGAGUGACAAAUUUUCAUCCUUAUCCUCGAUGGCGUGUAUAAAGGGUCAGCUUCGCUACUUAAAGGGAUUGGUGCUUUCCAAUCAGAAAACACAGAAUCAGUGCAUUAAUUCCUUCUCCAAGGCUUAGGAUAAUGCUAAUUUCCAGACUUCUUCAGUUUCUGUGGAAGAAACUGCAAAUAAGAUUGAUGAUGAACCUUGCCCUAUUUGUCAAGAGAGAUACUAUGAGCAGAAAAUGAUGUUUCAAUGUGG
Ananas comosus (pineapple) is the source of this 683-nucleotide messenger RNA. RefSeq lists its product as uncharacterized. Bases 256 to 561 code for a protein of 101 amino acids. Lineage: Eukaryota; Viridiplantae; Streptophyta; Magnoliopsida; Poales; Bromeliaceae. The transcript has 2 exons. The record is from RefSeq and is a predicted model, not a curated record.